CAAAUACCCAAUGUUAUAAGGUUCAAUCAAAGGGUCGUAAGUUGAAGUGCCACUUCAAUGCAAUUGCUCUCCAACUUGUCCCAGUUCAUCUCUUCUCCUUGCCUCUCUUUCCCAAGCCAUGGCCACCAUUUUAUACAGCUUAUUCAAGCUACCACUCUUCUUAAUAUUGCCUUUUCUUCUUCCCUCUGCAAAUUCAGUUUCUUUCAAAAUAUCUCGCUUUGAGCCCCACGCGUCCAACAUACAAUGUCAUGGAGAAGCUGUACCUUCUGAUGGAGCAAUUGUGCUGAACAACCCCCAUACUGGUUUCACUGUUGGUUGGGCCACCUAUGCGGAGAGGGUGCCACUCUGGGACUCAAAUACUGGAAACAUCUCUGACUUCACAACUCAUUUCACCUUCAGUAUUGACACCCUUGGCAGAGAGGAUUCUAAUGAUGGGCUUGCAUUCUUCCUGGCUCCUGCUGGGAUUGAAAUCCCACCGAAUUCAAGAGGUGGAUAUCUAGGCCUAUUCAACAUCACAACCGCCCCGGAUUCAUCUCUGAACCAAAUUGUUUUUGUGGAGUUCGAUUCAGCCUCUAACCCGGAAUGGGAUCCUCCGUUUGAGCAUGUGGGGAUUAACAUCAACUCACUUGAAUCUGCCGUUUCCACACCUUGGAAUGCCAGCUUACACAGUGGAGACACUGCUGGUGUAUGGAUCUCCUACACUGCUUCUACCAAGAAUUUGAGCGUCUCUUGGUCCUACAAAAAGACUUCUAGUUCUCUGGAGGAUACAAGUCUUUCCCACCUUAUUGAUCUCUCCAAGGUUCUGCCUGAGUAUGUCACAAUUGGAUUUUCAGCUUCUGCUGCUGUACCUGCAGAAAAACAUACGCUUCUGUCAUGGGAAUUCAACUCAACUUUGGAUGUAAAAGAGAAAAGUGGAAAGAAAGCAAAAAAUAUAAGAUUAAUCGUGGGUCUGACUGGUGGUAUUUUGAUAGCUGGGUUGAUUGUUGCAUUUGCAAUAUUCUUGAGGCAUAAGCAAAAGAGAAGAGUCACAGCGCAAAAGAAAGGAAAAACAGAAGAGACGGUGAACUUAGCAUCGAUAAAUGGCGUCCUAGAAAGAGGAGUAGGGCCAAGAAGGUUCUCGUAUAACGAGCUCGUUUCAGCUACCUACAACUUCUCAAAUGAGAGAAAGUUGGGUGAGGGAGGGUUUGGUGCGGUUUACAAGGGGUAUUUAAUCAAUUUAGACAUACCAAUCGCUGUAAAGAAAAUUUCAAGAGGAUCUAAACAAGGGAAGAAAGAAUAUAUCACUGAGGUGAAGAUCAUUAGCCAGCUGAGGCACCGGAAUCUUGUGCAACUCAUAGGAUGGUGCCAUGACAAAGGUGAGUUCGUACUUGUCUACGAAUUUAUGCCAAAUGGUAGCCUUGAUUCUCACCUCUUUAGGAAGGGGAGUCCACUCCCUUGGGCAAUGAGAUACAAGAUAUCUCUUGGGUUGGCCUCCGCGUUGCUUUAUCUUCAUGAAGAGUGGGAGAAAUGUGUGGUGCAUCGGGAUAUCAAAUCUAGCAACAUCAUGCUAGACUCUAGUUUCAGUGUCAAGCUUGGUGACUUUGGGUUAGCUCGGCUUAUGGAUCACGAGCUAGGUCCUCAAACAACCGGAUUGGCCGGAACUUUAGGAUACAUGGCUCCAGAAUAUAUAAGUACGGGUAAGGCUAGUAAAGAGUCUGACAUAUACAGCUUUGGGGUGGUUACCUUAGAAAUUGCUACUGGAAGAAGGUCAGGUUAUCCUAUAGAAGAUAAUUUCGACGUAGGGUUGGUUCAAUGGGUUUGGAAUCUUUAUGGGAGAGGAGAUCUUCUUUUGGCUGUGGAUGGGAAGUUGCAAAAUGAUUUUGAUGAAAAACAGAUAGAAUGCUUGAUGAUUGUCGGACUUUGGUGUGCUCACCCUGAUCGAAAUCUCAGGCCCUCCAUUAGACAAGCAAUUAGCGUUCUUAAUUCGGAUGCAACAACACCAAAUCUUCCAACACAGAUGCCUGUUCCCAUAUAUCCUAUACGUAGAGCAUUAGUCAGUUCUGGUGGACAUUCCAUAACUACAAGCCUUCAUGAAGGUCGUUGACAUUAUUUCUUUGGUUUUAAAAAUUGCUUAAUUAUAUUGUCUAUUUGAUGCAGAGAGCAGAACCCCACCCAUGAGAGAGUCUUAGUUCGAGCACUAUUUCAAUAAUGUUUUAGUUUAUCUUUAUCUUUUAUUUGUUGCGAGUUGAAGUUUAUCUUUAUCAUUUAGUUUGACACCAGCUACGGUUCUAGUUUAUCUUAUAGUUAUCUUAUAGUUAGUUAUUCAUUCUCUUUUAUUUUAAUUCCACUAGAAUAUGUAGUUUAUAAAUAUUGAUGUAUUCCAUGGG
Molecule: messenger RNA, 2366 nt
Organism: Corylus avellana
Lineage: Eukaryota; Viridiplantae; Streptophyta; Magnoliopsida; Fagales; Betulaceae
Source: RefSeq, a predicted model, not a curated record